Messenger RNA from Rhagoletis pomonella (apple maggot), 1252 nucleotides. RefSeq names its product multiple coagulation factor deficiency protein 2 homolog. The coding region runs from base 20 to 358 and encodes 112 amino acids. The transcript is spliced from 2 exons. Lineage: Eukaryota; Metazoa; Arthropoda; Insecta; Diptera; Tephritidae. The record is from RefSeq and is a predicted model, not a curated record. Gene Ontology annotation, molecular function: calcium ion binding.
GUGCAGUAGUUAGAACAACAUGAAAAGCUUCAAUAUUUUACAACAGAUGCAGUUAGCAGGGUAUGGUUUUUGGUGUGCUUAUUUAGUGCAAGAUGCACAUGGCAAAAAGACGGAGCAACCACUACCACAACAACAAGAUGCACAUGGCAAAAAGACGGAGCAACCACUACCACAACAACAUGACGGUGCCACGGAAGAGUCAGGCAAAGUGUAUUCUGAUGAAAACUUGUCUGAGAUAGUUGAUUAUGUGUUAAAGCGAAUGGAUUUGAAUAAUGAUGGGUAUGUGGACUAUGCGGAGUACCGCAAAAGUGAAGAGGCGGACAUGGGUGAUGAUCACGAAAAAACAAAUAAAAUAUGAAUAAAUUAGUAUUUGAGCUUCUGUAUACAUAUGUACAUACCUUUUGUUACCGACAAAAUAUAAGCAUAAGAAAUUUUCCUUCUAAUGGCCCAGAACAGUGCCAGGCAUAAUACAAACGCAUACAUAGCCUCGCGAGGCUACUAGCUGCCUGGCAGUGCUCUAGAAAUUUCAAAUAUUCAAUUGGCACAAUAACAAGAAUACAUAUCGUUCACAAACGCGCUAAGUCCACUUUUUAUGAAAAUUGAGAUUUUAAAGCAGUUAGAUAGCACAACUCAAAAUACAUCAUUACAAAAAAAAAAGUAUCCGUAAUGUCGUUCUUACUUGUUGUUAUGCAGUGGUAUGCAAAUGUGCUAAGUCAAAAAAAAAAACAAGAAAAAAUGGGCGAAAUCGGACUGUAACUACGCCCACUUCACAUAUAAAGGUAUUAUCGCAAAAUACAAGAACUAAGAUAUUUCAGUAAAUAUUGGAUGUAAGUUGUUGAAAAUUAGUAUGGUUAAUAGAAUUUUGGAAAACAAUUUUUGGAAAAUGGGCGCGACCCCUCCCAUUAACGAUGAAAUCCUGUAUCUCAGUAGCCCAUUCAUCAAGCCUUACUAAAUUCAGUACGAGCCUUGCUUAGGGCCUAGCUAAGAAAUCUGUUGAAAAUCUUUGAAAUCGGGCAUUGAGUACGCGCAUCUACCAUAUAACGGUAAUUUACAGACACACGAAAACUGUGAUAAAUCAAUCUGCCUUAUCCUGAGUUUCGCCGAAAAAAUUGCACCCGAAAAUUUGUAUUCCGCCCAUAAUAAAUACAUGGAAACCAAACGUGAAAAGUGAACCGGUUCGGAGAAAAUGAAACUCAUGAUAAGGCGUAAUAUAAAAUAGUUAUUUUUGUUAACAGCAAUGAAAUAAGACUGU